AUGCGAGGCAGGCGCCAGCGAGGUAGCGGCCAGUGGGCGACGCGGCGGGCAGAGAGGAGAAGUCUUGGAGUUCGCGGGCUGGCGCGGCGUCAGCCUGGCCUCCGCGCUGAAGCGGCUGCGGGCCAACUGGUGCCCGUUGGCUGCCGGCUGCUCCGUGUGACGCGGAGGGGCGGGGCGCGAGACUUGGCAGUGGAGCGGCGGGGAGGCAACCGGCAACGCAGGCCGUGCAGGCGGCAGCGAGGAGCAGCCCCAGCGGCGGCAACAGCGCCAGACACGGAGGCAGGCGCGCACGUGGGCGCCGGGGAAGCCGCCAGCCAUCAGCUGCUGGCCAGGGGUCGGUCUGCCCACGUGGCCGGCACUUGGGUCCCGUGUUAUGCCGGCACACCGCCGCGGCGCUGGUCUGGGGUGAGGGAGCUUUGUUUGUAUGGCUGGCAGCUCGCCGUGGGCGGCGCCGCCCCGCCACCUGCCCCUAUAUACUCGUACCUGUAUACCCGCACCCGUCCCCCCACGUGGGCCGCCCACGUGCCGCCGCCGACGCCCGCUCCCAAUAUGGCGGCGCAGGGCGGCCGAUCUGCGAAAAACGACGCGCCCACGCCUCGCCGGUACAGCCAGCCGCUGACGCAGAGGCGAGCAGAAGAGCGCCCGACGCCUCAGCCGCCCUGCAGCCUGUACUGGAAAACCUCACCUAAACGACGACGCCAGAAAUAA
Schistocerca piceifrons (Central American locust) is the source of this 708-nucleotide messenger RNA. Its product is annotated as protein FAM246C-like. NCBI's taxonomy places the organism in Eukaryota, Metazoa, Arthropoda, Insecta, Orthoptera, Acrididae. The record is from RefSeq and is a predicted model, not a curated record. The transcript has 2 exons. The coding region runs from base 1 to 708 and encodes 235 amino acids.